AUGCCCGGGGAGCAGGAGAGGUUCCCUUCGGAUUCACGUGGACAUACACUCCUCUACCGCAAGGGUGACGCUUCGGGAGUGCCAGAGGAAGUCGUGGGUUUGGUGGACGCAUUUGAACAAGCCCCCUCCGCAAGAGGUGCCUUGACUGUCCUGGAAGUCUACAGGGCCAAUGUCCCUGACGAUUUGAAGAGCUCAUGGGAGACAGAGAAGAGAAAACUGGAGGACCGAAAUUUGAAUCCAGACUUUCCAAAACCUGACUGGCAAGAUCGUGAGCCCAGCAAUGGCAUAGAUGAAGAAACCAAGCAAUGCCUACGCAGAGAACGUGAAGAAGUUGCCUGGCAGCUGCUCACAAUGUCUCAGAAACAUGAAGGAGGUGCGCGAAGCUGCCGUGUAUACCAUGGGUGUCCUACUCCAAAAGUUGUCGAAAGUAUUUGCAGGACAGGCUUCGCAGGAAAUGUGCAGAAGACGAAGGGUUGGUUCGGAGAAGGGCUGUACUCGACAUUGAAUGCGCCCUAUGCUUUGCGCUAUGGGCUGGGCAUGAGAGACUUCUGGGAGAAGCCAGGUAAAGAGGGCUGGGUGAUUGCGGCCAAACUAGUGUAUUUUCACGUAUAUCCCGUCACAGAAGCAGAUAACAGCACUCCACUGGAACCCGGUCUUAAAGGUAAACGAAUUGGUCGUGCAGAUGGGGCUUGUGGCUGCGACUGUCAAUUUGUUUGUGUCCGUGGACAUCCUCCCUUCGGCGAGCACAAGAACCGAACCUACCAUGCGUGCGAACAUGGUCAGAGGCCAGAAGCCACAGAGAUCGUAGUGAACCAAGAGGCUCGGAUUUUGCCGGAGUACCUCAUCAAAGUUCAGGUCACAGGCGACGUGGGCUUGUGCCAGAAGAUCCAAAUGGCGUCUGAACACUGGGGGCGACACAGUCGCGCGUCUGUUGCGAGCGGCCCUUCAGACGGUGGCUCCACCACGGCGCAAAAUCAAAAAGGCAUACAGUACGACCAGAAAUUGAUGCAGCUGGUGAAGAAGGCGCUGGGAAGAGCACCUACUGAGACUGCUGAGGCUGAGACUGCUGAGAAUGCUGAGACUACUGCGACUACGGAAACUACUGAUGUGGGAGAUAUUCACUAUAGGCUGCCCAAACACCAAGAUGAUGGCUGGGUUACGACAGUGUAUGUAGGUGUAUUAGGUCGCGAUGUCGAGGGAGACCCGCAGCCGCGAAAAAAAGCGGCAAGGCAAUCGGCCGCCCAAAAAGCCUGUGCGAUUCUCAGGCCCCCUUAA
Messenger RNA from Symbiodinium natans, 1275 nucleotides. Lineage: Eukaryota; Dinophyceae; Suessiales; Symbiodiniaceae. The record is from the annotation of a GenBank genome assembly.